Molecule: messenger RNA, 1231 nt
Organism: Rhodamnia argentea
Lineage: Eukaryota; Viridiplantae; Streptophyta; Magnoliopsida; Myrtales; Myrtaceae
Product: methyltransferase N6AMT1
Exons: 2
Coding region: 206-973 (255 amino acids)
Biological process (GO): methylation
Cellular component (GO): eRF1 methyltransferase complex
Molecular function (GO): S-adenosylmethionine-dependent methyltransferase activity; protein methyltransferase activity; nucleic acid binding
Source: RefSeq, a predicted model, not a curated record
UGGGGUUUUUAUUCUUUUCUCGUUCUGAUUUAUGGUUGGCCUGGUUGUAGCACGAUAGCUAGUCGUCUGUUACCUUUUCCGUGCAAAAGUAUUUCCUCUGUCAGGCAUGUGUUCAGCAAUUUAGACCUGAAGCCGACGAAAACUCUCUUUGAAAAGAUCGCCAGGAGCCCCUUCUGAACCGCUGUUGUUGUAGGCAUCUGCAAAAAUGUCUUGCAGAGUUGCCCAAAUCCACAAGGUGAGCUCUCACCCUGAAGUUUACGAGCCAUGCGACGAUUCAUUUGCUUUAGUUGAUGCCUUGCUAGCUGACCGCACUAAUCUGUUGGAGCACAAACCAACUCUCUGCCUUGAACUUGGGUGCGGUAGUGGAUAUGUUAUUACUUCUCUGGCACUUAUGCUUGGAGAAGUGCCUGGAGUACACUAUAUUGCCACGGAUAUCAACCAUGAUGCAGUGAGAGUUACCCGUGAAACAUUGCAAGCACACAAUGUUCAUGCUGAUGUGAUAGCCACUGAUCUUGCAUCAGGAUUAGACACCCGUCUGGCCGGUUUGGUCGAUGUAAUUGUUGUGAACCCACCUUAUGUUCCAACUCCUGAAGACGAAGUUGGGCGGGACGGCAUUACCUCCGCGUGGGCAGGGGGUGUUGAUGGCCGAACUGUUAUCGACAGAAUAUUGCCCGUCGUGGAUAAACUUUUGUCAGGUAGAGGUUGGUUGUAUAUGGUCACUCUCACCACCAACAAUCCGUUGCAGAUAUGCCGCCAAAUGAAAGCGAGAGGCUAUGCCUCUAGGAUAGUCGUUCAGAGGUCAACAGAAGAGGAAAGCCUUCACAUCAUCAAGUUCUGGCAAGAUUCGGGAGAUCAAACGUGUAAAAGGGAAACGACAACACCGAAGAAGACGGCCGGUGGUAAGGUCAUGGAUUCUGUACUCUCACAAAUGCAUCGAUUGCCGUUCUGGAAGAAAGAUGAAGGCAAUGACUGACCCGACAUACUGUAUAACGGAGUCCUCUCAAUUUGUACUGUGUUGUAUAAUAUCGUGUUGGGGCAACUAACGCAUUGUUGAUAGUUGAGAAUUAGGCUUUAAAUUCCCUUCUUUACUUAGCUGAGGAUCUUUGAAGUAGUAACUUGGGUUUUAUUGGAAGAGAGCUCUUUUAGUCCCUCUCUUUGUCUAGGCAUUGCUACCCUUCUUCUUUGUUUAAUUUUGUUGUGCAAAUUAAUCCAAUUAGCUGGCUCUUUAUGA